GAAUACGCUGAUAAUUUAUCAACUAAUUCAUGUAUACAUAGUGAUGUCCCGUCAGUGUUGCUUUGCACUUCGACUUGAGUGGCCAACCUGUCACUGUCGUGGACUUAACUUCAGUGCCUAAAUGGGAAUUAAACGGAUACUUACAAAUAUUACUAUCGAUAUGCAUCAUCACGCUGUUAAAAGAGCGAAAAUGGAAAGCAUUCUACCAAGUGAAUAUUAUCCUACAUUCUUUGAGGAACUCGAGCUGCACAAUUCACCCAUGUCAUUUGCAAGUGAGGACAUCUGGAAAAAGUUUGACCUUCCAACACCACCACUCUCACCCAGUCAUGAUGGUGAUGAUGGUUGGGACUUGGAGAACGUUGACAUGCCAUUUGACAUUGACACAGAGGAUUUGGUUCUGUUUGAUGACGAAAAAACAGCAGAACUCCUCAAAGAUGUUGAAGAGUCGUUUCCAGAGUCUCCACCAGGCCCUGAUCUUGAUAUCAUAAUGACUUCUGAAAACCUAGCAUCAAACUUGAUUCAAGAUAUAAUGUGGUCUGCACCUUCAAGUCGCAAUGACGGAAUCAUCUCCAAGAAGUCCACAACUGAGAGCACACGCCAGAGGUGCAACUCCUGCUCAGCGCCACCAACUGAUACAAAAUGCGUAGCUCCAGACGAGGUCCUCAUGGAGACAACUAUGACCGGUCAAGUUGCUAAGACCAGUUUCCACAAUCAUGGAAUUGAGACCCCAUCAGAUUCUGAGGAAGAGAUUGAUGUAGUCACAGUCGCUGAUAAGCAAUUCAGCACUUUCCCUGUUAAGAAGAAAUGCACUUCUGAGGAUGAAUGGAGCAGCCCAGAAAUGUGCAAGACCAAACCUCCUACAGUGACUUUUGAAAAUAAGCCUGUGCAGGUUCAUCAUAUAGUCACAAAAUACUCUAAUACUAGUGUAAGGCAGCGAGUAGAUUGUCCCACAGAUGUUCAUAACUACAGUUUACCCGUGACUUCAUUAAAACGAGUGCAUUCAUAUCCUAGUUCACCAGUGACUCAUAAGAGCAAAAAAAUUCGCAGGGAUAUUAGUAUACCAUCAGAGUUGAGAAAGGUUGCACAAAAACUGAAAUCUUCUGUUGGAAGUUGUAGUAGAAACUCUAGUGAUUCUGAGGAUAUGUGUGAUGCUGGAAAACGGACACAACACAAUGUGCUUGAGCGUAAACGAAGAACGGACUUGAAAAACAGUUUCUUUCACCUCAGAGACUCUGUUCCAGAUCUAGAGGGUCAGGAACGUGCUGCUAAGGUUGUCAUUCUCAGGAACGCUUCACAGUACAUCAUCAGACUCAUUGAAGAGCAAAGACAGAAAGAACGUGAAAUUGAACAAUUGAAGCUUAAAAAGGAAAAGCUGAAGAGGCAUUUAUCAAGAUUGAGGGAUUAUUGAAAUAAUUCUUUGCAUAAAAUCGAACUCUAAAACAAAAACUACUGUGGAUUGUUAUUGAACUUAUCCAGUAUUUUUUUAGAUACGACUUGUUUGCUGUGUGUGAUAGGGCUAUAUGAUACUGCUAUUUGAAGCUGUGUUCAAAAUUUGUGUUCAUUUUCACUGCCGUUUAUCAUUCACCUAGCCCAUUAUUUGAUUUGCCCCCCAAGACUAGGUUUGUAAAGCAUUAUUAUAAUAGAUUAAAUAUCAUAUGAGUAUUAUUUUGUGCUUGUAAUUUACUUCACAAGAGUUUAAAGUGCUUUUUAAAUUACGAUGGAAUUGCCACAUAUUAUUUCAGAGCAUCUUUCAUUGUCAUGUGUUGAUUGUUAAAUGUGUAAGGCUGUGUUCAAGGUUAAUUGAGUGAUAAAUAUUCAUGUAUUGUGUAUAACCUGUUGUGUUUGAUUGUUUAACUUUAUUUAGUUCUAUUUCUACAAGGGUUUUUAGAUUUUUUAUCCCAAUACAUUUUUUAUGUUUCAUGUAUUCAAUGGGUUUGAAAAAAGGAAUUUGAUUUUUUAAUAUUGAUUCUUUGUACUGUUGUUAAUUGAUUGAUAUCAUAUUAAAAUAAAGAGAUGACUGUUAUUGCAAUUCUUUAUAUGUUCAGUAUGCUUUUUCAGGAAUGCUUAAUUUGAAACCAUGUAAUUAUACUUUGUUAAUUUUGUUAAGUGUUAUCAAAUCCCAUUAUUUACUUGUGAAGCUGAUUUUAUUUUGAAUGAUUGACUGGAAUUGUGCAACAAAGCUCGUGUUGCUUUUUGUGUAAGAUGCUUUAAUAUCUAUCACCUGUACAAAGUUUGGGUUGAAGUUACUUGGUUGAACUGUUCAGUAGUUCUUUUUUCUCUUAUUCCAUUUUUAUUGUCUUACAUUCGUCUGCAAGCAGCAGCCUUUUUAUUAACUCGCCAUAAAGAUACAAGCCGAUGCAAGUGUCCUGGGCAUUGCAAACAAUUUCACCAUUUAUCUGAUCAUUUUACAUGGAUGUGUUCAUUUUUUAUAUAAAAAAAACGCAUUUAAAUUAAUUAUGAACUUGAAUUGGUUUGUUUGUUUGAUGUGUUUGUUUAAUAAUGUUUUUGAUCCAACAUUCUGUCAAUUUUUAUAACAAAAGGAAAAUAAAUUCAAAAUAACAUUAAAAGCGAAUCCGGUA
Molecule: messenger RNA, 2579 nt
Organism: Dreissena polymorpha
Lineage: Eukaryota; Metazoa; Mollusca; Bivalvia; Myida; Dreissenidae
Product: myc protein-like
Exons: 3
Coding region: 122-1408 (428 amino acids)
Biological process (GO): regulation of transcription by RNA polymerase II
Molecular function (GO): DNA-binding transcription factor activity, RNA polymerase II-specific; protein dimerization activity; RNA polymerase II cis-regulatory region sequence-specific DNA binding
Source: RefSeq, a predicted model, not a curated record